AUGGCAGGCACUGACGCACCCAUCCUCCCGCACUGGACGCGCUGGAGGGUGGCCCUGGCGUCCUUGACGGAGCAGCGGGAGGCGCAAGACAUGCUCCUGCUCAAGCGACCGGAGGAUGAGGAGUUGGACGUGAUCCGCUACACCACUGUCAUCACUGCUUGUCAGAAAGCAGCCCGCUGGUGGGCGGCCCUCGGGGUGUUGCACUCCUUGCGACGUAGCAAGCUGCGAGCAAACGUGGUGACCUACAACAGCACAUUAGGAAGCUGUACGCAGGCUGCUGAAUGGCCCCAAGCACUUCAGUUGCUCGACCAGGUUCGUGCAAAUGUGGUCACCUAUGGAAGCCUUUGUGGCUCCUGUGGCUGGAGAAGAGCUCGAGUCCUUCUAGGAGUUGCGCAGCAGCAGCGGAUGACGAGCCUGGUCGCCUAUAGCUCGUGCAUCGGCGAAUGCCAGAAGUUGACCAAAUGGCAGGAAGCGCUUGGGCUGCUUGAAGACGUGAAGAAGCAGGAGAUGUCCCCAGACAUCAUCCUCAUCAAUGCCACCAUCAGCGCCUGCGAAAGUGCUUCUCAAUGGCAAGAGGCCUUGCUUUUGCUUGACUUCUCCUUGUGCUCGCAAGACACCACGUUGGUCACCUACAAUUGCACCAUCAGUGCCUGUGGCAAGGCUGCACAGUGGCGAAAGGUGAUGCAACUGCUGGAAGAGCUGGAAAUGCUCCAACAAUUGCCCGACAUCAUUACGUACAACUCUACGAUCAACGCGGCAAGCCGCAGUCAGCUUUGGCCUUUGGCUCUGGCUCUUCUUGCUUUCUUGCACAAGAAAACCUUCGAAGCCGACACCGUGUCGCACACUGUGGCCAUCAGCGCGUGUGAAGGGGCACAGAAAUGGCCUGAUGCACUGCAGCUGCUAGAUCAGAUGAAGUGGCAAAGAUUCGUGGCCAAUCAAAUGACGUGCAACGCCACGCUGAGCGUUUGUCAGAAAGCAGCACGAUGGUCUCAAACUCUGCUGGUUUUGGACGAUACGACGGCGCGCCGCUUGACAGAUGUCAUCACCUACAAUGUGGCGAUCUUUGCCAGUCCUUGGGUCCAAUCUUUGCAGCUGCUGAAUUGCCUUGGCCAUCUUGGCCCCUUCGCCAAUCUGAUCUCUUAUACCUCGUGCAUCUCCGAGACCAUGCAGAGAAACAUCUCCUCCCCGCUCUUUUGGAGAAGGUCCUUCGACCUGCUUGGGGCGCUCCAAGCCUUUCGGCUUCGUCCGACAGCCUUCAGCUUCAACGCGGUCGUUGGCGUGUGUGUGGCGGAAUGGCCCCGAGCCGUGGCGCUGGUCGGUGACAUGGAUCAAACGCAGGUGGAGGGAGAUCUCAUCACCUGCAACAGCCUUCUCAGCGCUUUUUCGACCGCCGCACUGUGGCCCACUGCGGUGCGGCGGCUAAGGGAAGCGGAAAGGAGCGGAACUCGACCCAACAUCAUUAGUUGCAACUGCGGCAUCGCAGCCUGCGAGGUCUAUGGGCUCUGGCGCCGUGCGUUGUUGAUACGAAGAGAGCUCGCAGACGAGAUCACCUACAACGCCUUGAUCAGUGCUUGUGAAAAGGCCUCCGCAUGGCCAGCAGCCAUCCUGCUCCUGCGAGAGGCUGGCGCGCUUGCAGACAACAUUGCCUUCACUUCAGCAGCAGUUGCAUCAGCAAAGUCCAUGAAUUGGAGAGUGGUGAUGGAACUGUUGAGGGAGCUCCGGGCAAGGCGUUUGCAGCCCGAGAUUCUCAUGUACCAAGCGCUCGUUCAGAGCCAUGAAGGGCAGAAAAACUGCCUCGGGACGAAGGAGGCCUUGGUCCAGUUGAGUGAGCAAGCCCUCGCAGAGCUGCAACCAAAAAAGCACUGCUCCAGCGAGAUUUGGCUGCUCCGGUGUGCGAACUGCGGAGAUGCACCGGAGCUCUGUCCCGUUGGCGCAGGACACCUACCGUAUCAUGAUCCAAGCUCAAGCGGCUGGCGGCCAUUGGCCGAAAGUACUGGCACUGCUACAGGAAGCUGGGCGCCUCGAACCAGUGGAACGUGA
Molecule: messenger RNA, 2040 nt
Organism: Durusdinium trenchii
Lineage: Eukaryota; Dinophyceae; Suessiales; Symbiodiniaceae
Source: the annotation of a GenBank genome assembly